Peromyscus leucopus (white-footed mouse) is the source of this 1872-nucleotide messenger RNA. RefSeq names its product histidine rich carboxyl terminus 1 (gene Hrct1). The record is from RefSeq and is a predicted model, not a curated record. NCBI's taxonomy places the organism in Eukaryota, Metazoa, Chordata, Mammalia, Rodentia, Cricetidae.
GCAGCCCCGACUGGAUUAGAGUAGGAGAAGUUUCCCUAGAGGUCACACCCAGAGGAAACAAUGGGAAGAGCCUUGCUCAACUUUACAGGGUGCAAUUACCCAAGAGCUUGGGAGCCAGUCUGGGGCUUAGGUAAACACUCCUGUUGGCAGGGAGCUGAGCACUCACCAGAAGGAGCUUGGAGGAAGGGGCUGAAGGAUCCCUGAGGGUCCGGGACACAGAGCUGGGGCUUUGGGGAGUACCCCCCUCCCAGCAUAUAAGAUUCCAGUCAGCUUGCAGACAACAGGGAUGCUUUGGGAGACCAUGAGCCUCAUCUGUAAUGACCAGGAGUAGCAGAUUCAGAACCAGUAACGACAGAGUUGAGGACUGCACAUUCUGGUCACUGUCCGAGUCCUCAGGUAGGUAGGAGUGACCUGAACUUUGGGACAGGGAGGAUGAGAGAGCAAGGAGGCUGCCAGCCAUUGAGACCACUGAUCUGGGAGUCCAGGGGCUGGCCUGCGUGACCUCAAGUGCCUUUCUUCUGCUGUCCAUUGCCCCGAGACUGAUACCUAGUCCUCUGGCUUCCUAGACCCAGCAGGAGAAGCAAGGGCCUUCUUGGAUGUGCCUGUGGUCCUCAUCAGGCUCCAACCAUUCCUCACUGAUGUUCCCAGGACUUGGGCUGACUCAUUGGACAGACUCUUACUAUUAGCUGUGGACAUUGCAGGCUGCAGUCACAGAGCUUGGGAGUUGUGUGGGUCCAAACCGUACACCUUUAAUCUCUGUACAGUGGUUUCUUGGAAACUGAAGCCCAGAGGAGGGCCCUCCCUCUGCCAGGAAGCAGGAAGAGAUGGGAUGUUGACCUCUUAUCCCUAUAUUCAGGGCCCUCCCCUCAAGCGAGUUAGUCCCACAGCUGCUCCGCUGUCUCCACCCAUUCUUCCUGCAUGGCCCUCCUCACACACAGCCUUCUGGCCUUGCUCUUGGUUCAGAAGCUAGUCCAAACAGGCCUCUCCCACAUUCCCUGGCUGCUCACCAGCCUGCAGGAGCCGAGACAACCUUAACUUCAGGGACUGUGAGGGCCGAGCAGAGGCUGCUCAAUGGAGCCACCACCGAGUGAAGGGGGACCCUCUGGCUUCCAGAUGUUAAGCCUUCUGGGGAAUACAACUGUGAGCUGGAUCACAGGCAUCGCGCUGGCUAUCUUGAUGUUGCUGCUGCUGCUGGCCAUCUGUCUUUUCCACAGAUCAGAAGAGCAUGACGUGGAGAGAAAUGGAGUCCUGCAAAUCAGGCCUCGACUCUUCCAGCGCCGGCGCCGGGGUUUCCUGGGAGGCUUUCACCAUCACCACCAUCGUCGUGGCCACAUGACUGGGGUAACCAGUGCAGGUUUUCAUCACCACCACCAGCACCAUCACCGUUCUCCCCACCACCACCACCACCACCACCAUGCUCAUGGAGCCCGCCACUGAGGCCAAUGGAUGGUAUCUACCUGGCCCUGCCCGCCAUCCAGCACCAAAGGAGUGGAGCCUGAUGUGCCCACAGAAAAGGACUUGUCUCUGGAGUGGAUGGGGGUUCUGGGACCUGAGUCCUGCUUCGGUUUCAUUUGUCUAUGAGGCCCUCUCCCACUGUGCAACCGAGACCCGAGAACCACGUGGGUAGCCCUAUCCACCGCAGGGCUUGGGCUUGGAGCAGGGCUGCCUGGCUGCCCUACCCUGUGACUGCAAUUCCUGGCGACCACGGAAGUUACCAGAGCGUCCGAUGGACCCAGUCAGUGCCCGGGUGGAUAUGAGGUGCUCAUCUGACUGGGAGGCCCUGUGAUGCCCUGCCAGGUGCAGAAUGUGUACAGGGCAGCCCGGACCAUUCAUUGUUGCUUGGUUAUAAGAAAUAAAAGCCGUCAGAAAGUG